Rattus rattus (black rat) is the source of this 2879-nucleotide messenger RNA. Its product is annotated as calcium-activated chloride channel regulator 3A-1-like. Gene Ontology annotation, biological process: chloride transport. The record is from RefSeq and is a predicted model, not a curated record. Bases 14 to 2731 code for a protein of 905 amino acids. Gene Ontology annotation, molecular function: intracellularly calcium-gated chloride channel activity. Lineage: Eukaryota; Metazoa; Chordata; Mammalia; Rodentia; Muridae. The transcript is spliced from 14 exons.
AGCAUGUGCGAGCAUGGUGCCAGGUCUGAAGGUCCUUCUGUUCCUCACCCUGCAUCUCUUGCAGGAUGUGAAAAGCUCCAAGGUCCAUCUCAACAACAAUGGAUACGAGGGUGUGGUCAUUGCAAUUAACCCCAGUGUACCAGAGGAUGAAAGACUCAUCCCAAGCUUAAAGGAAAUGGUAACUCAAGCCUCCACUUACCUGUUUGAAGCCACCGGGAGAAGAUUUUACUUCAGGAACGUGAGCAUUCUAGUUCCCAUAACCUGGAAGUCAAAAACUGAGUACUUAACACCGAAACAAGAAUCAUAUGACCAAGCAGACGUCAUAGUUGCCGAUCCUCAUCUGAAAUAUGGAGACGAUCCCUACACCCUUCAAUAUGGGCAGUGUGGGGACAGAGGACGGUACAUACAUUUCACUCCAAACUUCCUGCUCAUUGAUAACUUGAGUAUCUAUGGACCCCGAGGCAGAGUCUUUGUCCAUGAGUGGGCCCAUCUCCGGUGGGGAGUAUUUGAUGAGUACAACAAAGAACGUCCCUUCUACCUAUCGAGAAAGAAUGUUGUCGAAGCAACAAGGUGUUCCACCGACAUCACUGGCACCAAUGUGGUCCAUGAGUGUCAGGGAGGCAGUUGCGUGACAAGGAAAUGCCGGCGAGAUUCAAAGACAGGACUACCGGAACCCAAGUGUACAUUUAUCCCAAACAAAUCCCAGACAGCCAGGGCCUCCAUAAUGUUCCUGCAAAGUCUCGAUUCUGUGGUUGAAUUUUGCACAGAAAAAACCCAUAAUACGGAAGCCCCAAACCUACAAAACAAAAUAUGCAAUGGCAGAAGCACGUGGGACGUAAUCAAGGAGUCCGCUGACUUUCAGCAUGCCCCUCCCAUGAGAGGAACAGAAGCCCCUCCUCCACCCACGUUUUCCUUGCUCAAGUCCAGACAGCGAGUGGUCUGCUUGGUGCUCGAUAAAUCCGGAAGCAUGAGCUCAGGAGACCCCAUCACUCGUCUCACCCUAAUGAACCAAGCAGCAGAGCUGUACUUAAUUCAAAUCCUUGAGAAGGAAUCCUUGGUCGGCCUGGUCACGUUUGAUAGCAUUGCUAUAGUCCAAAAUAACCUCAUAAGAAUGACCAACGACAGCUCCUACCUAGAGAUCAGUGCAAAGCUUCCCCAAGAAGCUGCUGGCGGAACUUCAAUUUGCAACGGACUCAGAAAAGGAUUCGAGGCAAUUACCUCCAGUAAGCAGAGUACUUCCGGUUCUGAGAUUGUAUUGCUAACAGAUGGGGAAGAUGAUCAAAUAAGUUCAUGCUUUGAGGAGGUCAAACACAGCGGUGCCGUCAUUCACACCAUCGCCCUGGGGCCUGACGCUGCCCGAGAACUGGAGACUCUGUCGAACAUGACAGGAGGGCGUCGCUUUUAUGCCAGUGAAGGCAUCAACGGCCUGAUCGACGCUUUCAGUGGGAUUUCAUCCAAAAGUGGCAGCCUGUCCCAGCAGGCUCUGCAGUUGGAAAGCAAAGCCCUGGAGAUUAAGGAGAAGGAAUGGCUAAGUGGCACAGUUCCUGUGGACAGUACCGUCGGCAACGACACGUUCUUUGUUGUCACCUGGACAGUACAAAAGCCAGAAAUUAUCCUUCAAGAUCCGAAAGGGAAAAACUACAGGACCUCGGAUUUCCAGGAAGAUAAGCUAAAUAUCUUCUCUGUUCGCCUUCAGAUCCCAGGCAUCGCCGAGACAGGAACUUGGACUUACAGCCUCUUCAAUAAGGGGGUCAAACCUCAGUUGCUAACUGUGACAGUGACCACUCGAGCCAGAAGUUCCACCACACAGCCCCUCAUGGCCACCACUCACAUGAGUCAGAGCGCAGCCCAGUACCCUAGCCCGAUGAUUGUGUAUGCACGGGUCAGCCAAGGGUUUUUGCCUGUUCUGGGAGCCAAUGUCACAGCCGUCAUAGAAUCUGAAACUGGACAUCAAGUCACCCUGGAGCUCUGGGACAACGGGGCAGGUGCGGAUACACUCAGAAAUGAUGGCAUCUACUCAAGAUAUUUCACGGAGUUUCAUGGAAACGGCAGAUACAGCUUAAAAGUCAGUGCCCAGGCAAGAAAAAACAUCACGAAACUAAAUCUGAAACAAAAGAAUAAGGCUCUCUAUAUACCUGGCUACGUUGAAAAUGAUCAAAUUAUACUGAACCCACCCAGACCGGAAGUCCCAGAAGAAGCUACAGAAGCUGCAGUGGAAGACUUCAGCAGACUAACCUCUGGAGAGUCGUUUACUGUGUCCGGAGCGCCCCCUGAUGGCGUCCACGCUCAUGUGUUCCCACCCAGUAAAGUCACAGACCUGGAGGCUGAGUUUAAAGGUGAUCAUAUUCACCUUACGUGGACGGCCCCUGGCAAGGUUCUCGAUAAAGGAAGAGCGCAUAGAUACGUCAUCAGAAUGAGCAGGCAUCCUCCUGGUCUCCAAGAUUUUAACGACGCUACUUUAGUGAAUACUUCCGGUCUGAUACCUAAAGAGGCCGGCUCAGAAGAAACAUUUAAAUUCAAACCAGCAAGUUUUAAAAUAGAAAACGGCACCCAGAUCUACAUUGCAAUUCAGGCCGAAAAUGAAGCCGGUCUCACCUCUGAGGUCUCCAACAUCGCACAGGCUGUCAAGUUUAUUCCUCCACAGGAACCCAGCAACCCUAAUCUGGGUAACAAAAUGCCUGUACCCAGUUUGACAAUUUUGGUAUUUGUUGCAACUUUAUUCAUAUUUUAAGCUAGAAACUUGCAGUAGAGCUAAAAUUCCAUCUUUGAAUUGAAAUUUACUCUCCUCAUUGUCUAUAACUCUUUGUAACAUAAAAGGGAAUGUUCAAUACUGUCAAUUUCCUAUCUAAGUCUAUUAAAAUUAUAAGUUGCUAUAUGUC